UGGAGGAUGACACUUACCACCUUUCAUGCGAUCCUGCUAUGAACUGUAAGAUUAAGCGCUAAACCAAAAUAUGAAUUCUUUACCACAGUAUGUUACUUUUAAGUUAGCACUACGGAGCGUUGACUUAUUUUGCUAACGUUUUUUAAUGCGUACAGUUGUGCGAACUUAGUCUACCUCAUGUUGAAAGUUGGCACAUCAGUUCACCUCUGUAGGAAUUACGUGAACUUGCACCGAUGUUGCAUUCCUCCACCGGUCUACUGAGAUUCGCCGUUCAGUUUAUUUCUCGGUCUCACUGGAGUCCAGGGAUUGUAUGGUGUCCAUGCAGGAAUGUGUAUGUGAAAACAGGGGGAUGGAAAACCAAGAAAGUUCCUCAGCGCUACCUGGGCCAGCCGAGCCCGUACACACACCCUCACCUCAUCGCACAUGGUGAGGUAACCCCAGGUCUUACCCAGACAGAAUAUGAGUUGCGUCGGCAGCGCUUGGCAUCUCUGAUCGAGAUGCAGAAAGAGCGACUGACAGGUUCUGGAAUCUCCUCAAACUCCUCCCACAUCGUCAUCGUCUUAUCACAUCCCAUUCGCUACAUGACCAAUGACAUCCCUUACCCGUUCCAUCAGAACCAGGACUUCCUGUAUCUGACAGGAAUAAUGGAACCAGACAGCGCGCUGGUGAUGUACGGAUCGGGUAAGCCGGACCAGGCCGUGUUGUUCGUCCCCAGGCGAGACCCAGCGCGAGAGCUUUGGGACGGACCACGUUCGGGGAAAGAUGGUGCAGCAGCCCUGACAGGUCUAGAGAGAGUUCACAGCACAGAGGAACUGGGCAUAGUGUUAAAGAGCUUGAAAGGAGAAACAAUAUGGUAUGACAGCUCUCAACCGUGCCACCCGCGGUUACAUCAGACACACGUGCGCCCCCUGUUGGAGGGAGGACCCAUGACGCUGUCUCUCAGACCACUCACUCACUCCCUCAGAGCCAUUAAGAGUCCAGCAGAGGUCGCGCUGAUGAAGGAAGCAGGACGGAUCACCGCCCAGGCAUUUAAGAAGACGAUGGCUAUGUCAAGAGGAGACAUUGACGAGGCACUUCUUUAUGCGAAGUUUGAUUUUGAAUGCCGUGCUCACGGUGCUAACUUUCUGGCAUACCCUCCUGUGGUUGCCGGUGGAAACCGAGCCAACACACUUCAUUACAUCAACAACAAUCAAUUAGUGAAGGAUGGAGAAAUGGUGUUGUUGGAUGGGGGUUGUGAAUAUUUUGGUUACGUCAGUGACAUCACGCGCACUUGGCCGGUGAACGGAAAGUUCAGUUCUGCUCAGAGAGAGCUGUAUGAGGCCGUACUGGAAGUGCAGUUAGCCUGUCUGUCUCAAUGUAAUCCUGGGAUCAGCCUGGACUACAUAUACUCCACCAUGCUCGCUCUGUUGUCCCGACAACUCAAAGAGCUCGGAAUCAUCCCACAAUCCUCCAGUGAUACAGACACAUUGAAGGCUGCUCGGAAAUUUUGUCCCCAUCAUGUGGGCCACUACCUGGGAAUGGACGUUCAUGACACACCUGAGCUGUCCCGUUCACAGCCACUGCAGCAUGGCAUGGUUAUUACUAUAGAACCAGGGUUGUACAUCAGUGAGGACGAAAGCUCAAGUCCAGAGCGCUUCCGAGGUCUCGGGGUGCGAAUCGAGGAUGAUGUGGUGAUCCAAAAUCAGGGGGGGCCCCUCAUCCUUUCUGCACACACCCCAAAAACCAUUGCUGAUGUGGAGAGAGCUUGUGCACAGAGAGAAGACUGAAGGCAUCAGGAGAGGGAACAGCAAAUGUUUCCAGCAUGAGUCUCGGCCCUCCAUUUUCCUAACAUCUCCCAUAGGGUUUUCUUUAAAUGCCUUAGAGUGAAUCCACUUACUGUGGGAGGUCUAUAUUUUACAGAACUUGCUCCAGUUAAGUAUUAAAUCUGGAGAAUUAAGAGCUGGACGAGUCUGGGCAGGGUGCACUGUCUCCCUGAUACCCAGUUCAUUCCUAUGCUAGCAAAUUGGAGGCUCUAGUUUUUUUGGUUCACGUGAUGUAUUUAAAGGAAUAGUUCACCCAAAAAUGAAAAUUCUCUCGUCAUUUACUCAACCUCAUGCCAUCCUAGAUAUGUGCAGAACACAAACAAAUAUUUUUAGAAGAAUAUCUCAGCUCUGUAAGUCAAUACAAUACAGGUGAAUAGUGACCAAAACUUUGAAGCUCCAAAAAGUACAUAAAGGCAGCAUAAAACUCUAAACUCUAGUGGUUUAAUCCAUGUCUUCAGAAGCAAUUAAAUCGGUUUUGGGUGAGCACAGACCAAAAUAUAACUCCUUUUUCACUAUAAAUCUUGACAUCUCCAGUCUUCUUGGUGAUCAUGAUUUCAAGCUCGAUUACACUUCCUAGUGCCAUCUAUUGCUCUGCGCAUGCGUCAAGCACUAGAAAUUGUAAUCAAGUUUAAAAGCAUAAUUGUGCCUAGAAACUACAAUGGCAAUAUGUACAGUGAAAUAGGAUUUACAUUUUGGUCUGUUCUCACCCAAAAUCGAUUGGAUCACUUCAGAAGACUUGAAUUGAACCAUUGGAGUCAUAUGGAUUACUUUUAUGUUGCCUUUUGGAGCUUCAAAGUUUUGGUCACCAUUCACUUACAUUGUAUGGACCUAGAGAGCUUUUCAUUUUUUUCAUUUUUUGGUGAACUAUCACUUUAACUUGCCCUCCUAAGAUCUGAGAUAAAGGCUUAUAGGAGACACUUUGAUUAGGAGGAGACAAUAAUCUAAUGAGCAUGGUAAACAAUUGUGUUUGUGAGACAAUUUAUCUGUUUCACAGAGAGAAGCUUUACUUUUGCUUGAGUGUGAAUUGAGUGUUUUUUCUGCUGUUUUUAUUGUCAUAAAUGGGGAUGUCUUUUUUUCUACCAUUGUCAAAAUAAAUGUCUAAUUCUCUG
Myxocyprinus asiaticus (Chinese sucker) is the source of this 2911-nucleotide messenger RNA. RefSeq names its product X-prolyl aminopeptidase 3, mitochondrial (gene xpnpep3). Lineage: Eukaryota; Metazoa; Chordata; Actinopteri; Cypriniformes; Catostomidae. Gene Ontology annotation, cellular component: mitochondrion. The record is from RefSeq and is a predicted model, not a curated record. The transcript is spliced from 10 exons. The coding region runs from base 234 to 1766 and encodes 510 amino acids. Gene Ontology annotation, molecular function: metalloaminopeptidase activity; manganese ion binding.